Molecule: messenger RNA, 475 nt
Organism: Parasteatoda tepidariorum (common house spider)
Lineage: Eukaryota; Metazoa; Arthropoda; Arachnida; Araneae; Theridiidae
Source: RefSeq, a predicted model, not a curated record
UCAAAACCGUUUCUUCUUAGGAUCAAAUUGUUAUAAGAAGUUGUGGGUUUGUCUUCCGACCUGAUACUAAUGGAAGCUUUGAUCAAAUCAUAGAAACAAUGUGCAACGAUGUGAUGUAUUCCCACAAUAUCAGCAAAUGCAUUGGCCAUUUCUUUGAACUUCAACGAAAUUUAAGCAUUUCAACAAAAGACACUGAAUAUGAUGACGAGUCUGAUUAUGAUCUUGAUGAUGUAUUCAGCGUUUAUUGGGGUGAAAGCGAUGACGUAAAAGAUGAUGAUGAUGAUUCUGGUGACCUGGAGGAGGAUGAUCAUGAUGUGGAAUGUCUGAAGAAUUUGUAUUAUACAUACAAUAUUACUGUAACUGUGAAUAUGAAUAAUAAUUGAUUUUUGCGCAAUGUACAUGGUGCUCAUAGUAAAAUUUUUGAAGUGGAGACAUUGUUGGUAAUUGUGUACUGUAAUAAAAUGUUUAUAAAGAA